GCCCUUAUCCAUGACACUCAUGGUGCCAGGUACUCCAUCAUGACAACGAACAUAGCGGAGGCGUUCAACAAUGUCCUGAAGGGAGUACGGGGCCUCCCGUUGUGUGCCAUUAUUGAGCUCACAUUCUACAGAACGGCGGACUACUUUCGAGACCGUGGUAAUGCUGCUAUGAAGUGCAGCACACGGUUUUCACCUAAGGUGGAGCAAAUCAUAUCAAGAAGGAGGAGCAAGGCACACUUUCAUCGGUCGAGGAUCUACGACUUGGCCAACAAUGACUUUGAGGUCAUGUGCCGCCGUAGGUAUGCUUCAGGGUAUAGCGCCGGGGACACCGUGCAGCAAUGUCAACUUGGACCUAACGAGGUGAAGUGCACAUGCAAUAAGCCAAAACUGCACCAUAUCCCGUGCUCGCAUGUCUUAGCCGCUUGCAGGGACAUAGGUGGCAAUGACGGAUCACAGUACGUAUCAUCGUACUUCACGAUCGAUGCAUUGAGGAGCACAUGGCUUCCAAAGAUGCGGUCCUUUAACAUCGGAACCAACUACAAAUCGAUCGAGGGCCCUAAGUGGGUACCUUAUCCACGAGCACGACGCACAGAUCCUGGAAGGCCUAGAUCUACGAGGCUGCAAGGUGACAUGGAUGAAGCAGAUGCUGUUGAUGGCCUUCGCAGGUGCAAACUUUGCAAACAACCUGGACAUGACAGGAGGACUUGCCCGACCCGUCAGUAAACUAUCAGCCCACUGUCAAACUGAACUGUCUUAGAGACUUUGUAUUGUAAAAUGUUAUUCACCUGUUAGUUGUACUACUUAUUGUGCAUUAUGUGGUUUGCACU
Messenger RNA from Phragmites australis (common reed), 827 nucleotides. RefSeq lists its product as uncharacterized. Bases 40 to 723 code for a protein of 227 amino acids. The record is from RefSeq and is a predicted model, not a curated record. Gene Ontology annotation, molecular function: zinc ion binding. The transcript is spliced from 2 exons. NCBI's taxonomy places the organism in Eukaryota, Viridiplantae, Streptophyta, Magnoliopsida, Poales, Poaceae.